AACGAAGUGGGGAGGGGAAGUUCGUAUUUUCCUUUUUUCUUUUUCAGUUUCUCUCUUCACAAACAGAGCGAUUGUGGUUUUGUAAAACCCUGGGAAGAGCGAUUAGGGUUUGUUGAUUUCUCCGUGUUCACAACAGAAGUCUGCGAAAUUUGUGGUUCAAAAUGACUCACAGAAGAAGGGAGAAAUACGACUCCGCUGAUUCGGAGCUGGAAGAUUACAAGUACGAAUACUAUAAGGAUUUGAGAGAUGGAAGGUUCAGAGUGAAAGUUUCAGAGAAGAUCUUUCGAUGUCCUUAUUGUAGGAAGGACUAUGAUGACUACAAAGAGCUAGUCCGACAUGCCUCUCGCAUUGGCAGAGAUUCCAGGAGUGCGGGAUUCAAAGAUAGAGCCAGACAUUUGGGGUUAGUGAAGUAUUUGGAGAAGCAUAUAGACGUGAAGGGUACAAGAUCAACUGGUACAAGAUCAACUGAGCCGGCGGCGGAAAAGCAUAUUCACGGAGAGAGUAACUCAUCACGAUCUUUCAGGAGAACCACGGCAUUGGUGGAUGGGUAUAAAUCUCAGAGGAAUAUGGACGUGAAAGGUACACAAUCAACUGAACCAGUGGAAAAGCAUAUUGAUGGAGAGAGUAAGUUAUCACAAUCUUCCAGGAGAACCACUGCAUUGGUGGAUGGGUAUAACUCUCGGAAGAGUACGUUGUUCUCACCCCCCUUGAGUACUUUUGAACCUGUGAAAGGUUAUACAGAUGCUAAGAGUGUACCACAGUCUGUCACGGGAACUACUGAACUGGUGGAGAGGCAUAUAGAUGCAUCCCAAUCCACCACAAAAACUGUGAAGUAUUCUAAACACAAAGCUACCGAAGAGUUUUUUGUUUGGCCAUGGAUGGCCAUUGUGGCGAACAUUCCGGUAACAAAUAAGGAAGGUCAGUAUGUGGGUGACUGUGGUAAAAAGCUAAGAGAAGAGUGGAUCAACCAAGGGUAUAACCCUGUGAAGGUUCAUCCUUUGUGGAGCUACCAGGGACAUUCAGGGUUUGCUAUAGUUGAGUUUAACAAAGAUUGGGCUGGAUUCAAGAAUGCAAUGACAUUUGAAAAGUCAUUUGAAGUGAAAAAUCAAGGGAAGAUGGAUUAUUAUGCAGCAAGGCAUAAAGGAGAUAAUUUGUAUGGUUGGAUUGCUCGACAGGAAGAGUACCAUUUAAAGGGUCUUAUUGGUGAAUAUCUCCGUAAGAAAGGAGAUCUAAAGACUGUUUCGGAUGUUGAAACAGAAGAUAGAAGGAAAGAUGUAAAGCUUGUCUCCAACUUAACUAAUCAGCUUGAGGAUAAGAAUAGGCAAUGUGAAGAGAUGAAGAGUGAAAUAAGUAGGACUGAAGUUUAUAUGGGUAAUGUGAUGAGGCAGAAGGAAGUGAUGAUUCAAGAUUAUAAUGAAGAGAUGAAUAAGUUGCAGAAGAGUGCCUGCGAUCAACUUCAAAAAACUUUCAAUGAUCUUGAGAGGAGUAAAGCACAAUUGGAAGCUCAGAAGGAAGAGCUUCAGCUGCGUGAGAAAGAACUGCGAGAACGUUGGGCUCUAAACGAGAAUGAGAAGAGGAAGCUUGAUCAUGAGAAGAUUAUGAAUGAGCAGGCAAUUUUAGAGCAAAAGAGGGCUGAUAAGAAAAUGUGGGAGUUGGCAGAAGAUCAAAAGAAGCAAAAGCAAGAGCUUCAUAAAAGAAUUAUUGAACUGCAAAAGAAACUUGAUGCUAAGCAAAGGUUGGAGUUGGAAAUAGUGCGCAUGAGGGGAGCUAUACAAGUAAUGAAACACAUGGACGAUGAUGGAGAUAUGGAAGUUAAGAGGAAGAUGGAGUCAAUUGAAAAUGAUCUUAAAGAGAAGGAAGAGGAACUCGAGGAUCUAGAAGCACUAAAUCAAGCUCUCAUUGUCAAGGAGCGGAAAAGCAAUGAUGAGUUGCAGGAAGCUCGUAAAGAGCUUGUUAAUGGUCUGAAAGAACAGUCAAAUAGCCGUUCUUUGAUUGGCGUCAAGAGAAUGGGAGAGCUUGAUGAAAAGCCAUUCUACACUGCAGCCAAGACAAAACAUUCCGAUGAAGAGGCAUUGGAAAAAGCAGUGGAAUUGUGUUCCCUGUGGGAGGAUUAUCUCAGGGAUCCAAGCUGGCAUCCUUACAAAAUCAUCACGGUUAAAGAAGGUUCUAAGGAUGUUGUUCAGGAAAUAAUUGAUGAAGAGGAUGAAAAGUUGAAAAGUCUAAAGAAUGACCACGGUAAUGAAGUGUAUGAGGCCGUGACAACGGCCUUGGAUGAGAUGAACCAAUACAACCCCAGUGGUAGAUACCCUCUCCCAGAGCUAUGGAAUAAUAAAGAAGGAAGGAAAGCAUCACUGAAAGAGGGAGCAGUGUAUAUACUGAGGCAGUGGAAAUUGCGCAAAAGGAAAAGAAACUGAAAGUUGUGCUGUGAGCUUCAAAUAUAGAGUAUUGACAUGAUUUACAGCUUGAUUUAGCGAACAUUUGGAACUGCAUUUGUAGAUGAGUGCAGGAUUAUCCAAUGUAAGUGAAAUGGAGAACAUUUGAACCUCUUUUAUUGAAGCUUUGUUGCGUGAGGUAGUGUUUGAUGUACAUCAGUACAUGUUUUAAUGGUGGCAUAAUUGAUCAUGUGCGCAUCAAUGCAUGUUUCAUCUGAUAAUCAAAGAAUACAAUUGAGACGAUUUUCUUUGUUCCCAAUAGGAAUGCUCCCAAUUGUUCACUGAGAACAUUGACCCCAAUUUCUUGAACUUACCACAGAUUAGUG
This is a messenger RNA of Cornus florida, 2758 nucleotides long. RefSeq names its product factor of DNA methylation 4-like. The record is from RefSeq and is a predicted model, not a curated record. Gene Ontology annotation, biological process: gene silencing by siRNA-directed DNA methylation. Bases 162 to 2414 code for a protein of 750 amino acids. NCBI's taxonomy places the organism in Eukaryota, Viridiplantae, Streptophyta, Magnoliopsida, Cornales, Cornaceae. The transcript is spliced from 7 exons.